Chaetomium strumarium is the source of this 3269-nucleotide messenger RNA. RefSeq lists its product as uncharacterized. The transcript has 2 exons. Lineage: Eukaryota; Fungi; Ascomycota; Sordariomycetes; Sordariales; Chaetomiaceae. Bases 191 to 3037 code for a protein of 948 amino acids. The record is from RefSeq and is a predicted model, not a curated record.
UCACACCUCGUGGACGGGAAGAAGCGUCCCCGUUCUGCCGGCCAAAGCACGUACCCGCGUACUUCCAGGGGAAGAAAAGGUGCGGCCUCGAGGCCAGUGGGCUCGGGACCUCGCAUCUCUCCCGUCCGUUUCCUUGCUUCGCCGACAGCCCAAACAGCUCGAGGCCCGAGAGCCAACGCAUGCGUGCGCCAUGGCAGCCAUGGAAGCGGCAAACGCCCAAUAUCACAAUGGGCACAGCCAACAGCCCGCAUCACCCACCCUCACAAACCCCGACAUGAUCCUGCCGGACUAUGAUCGCAGCGAGUCCCCUGGCCCUGACCUUGGCCGCCGCGCACACCCGUCGCUCACCAUGUGGAACAACGCACACGUCUCUCCGUCGGGCCCCGAUAUGCACCACAUGUUUGUCGCAACGGGUCUGGCAGGACCGCACCCAUACGGCACCCCUGGCCCGGUCACGCCCACCACACCCAUCAUCUAUGGCAACGGCACUAUGCUGUCGGAUAUUGGAGAGGUCACGGAGGUUGAGAGCACCGUGGGGAAGUCGUCGCCGGCGCGGACGAAGUCGGCCAUUCGGAGACCUGGAUCCCCGAAGCACGGGAGCGGGAGCGACACAGCAGGACUCCGGUCGUCUCCGACGAUGGGCGCAACAGCCAUGAUAAAGAAGUCCAAACAGAGCUUGAAAGCCAAACGCGAACGCCGAUCAAGCAUUGAGAGUGACAGCACCAUCACGACAGAAGACCAUGCGGGGGCUUUCGCUGACUUUGACGACUCCGUCAGUGUGGGCGACAGCGUCUUUCAAGGGGAUGACGAAGAGAGCAUGGCGUCUUCCUACGUGGAGGGGACGGCGGCCAUUGAGCCUGCCCGGCUGGGGGUCGCCAAAGCGGAGAAUCUCGAUCGCCUGUCUACAUACUCGACCACAUCACUGAGCCGGCGAGCAGAGGAGAUCCUUGCAAACGCCAAGAAAAGGCUGACGACGAUGGAGGGCAAUCUGACCCGGGCGCGCAGCUCGUUGCACUACGCAUCCCCCUAUGGCUCGGACGGGUCGACGCCCUCCCCACCUCUGCAGCGAGCCGCCACAGCCAUGUAUCCGCCAGAGCAUAGCAUGGACACCGGCGCUGCGCAACCUGACCAUGACCACACCCCCGGACACACGCGUAUGUUGAGCGAUGUUUCCAUGCGGAACGGGUUGCCAUAUCGAGUGUCGUUGCCGAGGUCGCAAAGCGCCCUUGGGGCCGCUGGCGGUUACCGACAGCCAUUGACGGCAUCAAAGAGCGCCGACUAUAUCCGCGGUGGCAUGGACGGUAACCCGCUCUCGCCCGGCUACAGAGCCAGUUCGUAUAUGGAAGCCGGUCCGAGCCCUCUGACAGAAGAUGUUGUUGCGCGCCUUGGAGAAGCGGACAGCUCUAGCCAAAACGCGAGGCUUGAAGCGUUUCUUAGCCCCACUUUUGGGUCGUCCCAUAGCGACAAUGGCGUGAGGAAUGUCCAAAGAUCAUCUUCGGCAGCUCAAAUGCGAGACAUCAAGGACCAGAUGAGAGAUCUAAAGGGCAAGAUCUCUAGCCUGCGAGAGCAGGCUCGGGUAGACAGCCUAAAGCGGCGGAGUCUGCAGAGUCUCCGGACACCCAGCCCCUUCACGCAUGCGCAGAUAGACCAGUGGUAUGCGGAGCCUCGAUCGAACAGGACGUCCGAAAUUAUCACCAGCAAUCCUCCAGGCAGGGACCUGUGGAACGGUGAGGAACCGAGCGUGGAUGGCGACACCAAGGAGCGUGCGGCGACCAACCAUGUCGAAGGGGAAGACACGGAUUAUUUUGAUGCAGAGCACGAGAUUCAGCAUGAACAACCGGCGGGCCGCUCCCCAAGUACUACCGACCUUUUGUCGCCUUCAGCUCCCGAUCCGGAGGCCAAUGGAGGAGUUGAGGACGAUGGCUCGGACAUGCUCACAGAAAACGGUGACGUGGACGAGGGACAGGAAGAUAACUUCCACGACGCUGACGACGCUGAUUACAUGAGCGAGAGUGGAGAAUCGCUCUACCAUGAUACAGUCCAGCACCAAAUCUCUCAUGAGGACCGUGAAGACGCUUUCGACUACGAACACUUCUUCCUCCACAGCGCCAUGGGCACCAUGAGCUUGGCAAGACGAGCAAGCACAGACACAGAGAGCUUCGCGUCAGAUGACUCGGUAGAAACGACCCGAGGGCCUGCAGCAGAUGGGUCAAACGGCGAUGACUACAGCCCUAAAGCCUCCCCCGUCUUGGCCCGGCGGAAUAGCAGCAACUCGAUCUCAACCAUUGACACCUUUGCCACAGCCCAAGAGAGCCGGUCUCUGAAAUCCCCAGUGAUUUCCGAGGACGUUCCGCUUACAUCCACUGGGAUGUAUGGCACUUCGUCGAGAGCGAGUUCUGCGCAAAGCCACCGAUACAGGUCCGGAAGUACGGCAACGGCCAGGAGGUUAUCGCUCAACCCAGCAUCUAACAUUGCAACGCGCGACAGCGACGGCUCUAUCUCUCCCAUAGCUGAGGAGGAUUCCACCUCACCGGCACGCGGAGCGAAUUCCACUGCCCAACGAGGAAGCCGCCGUGCUUCAGUGAUCCAUCGCCCCUUAUCCACCGCCGCGUCCCUGCACCGCCCUUCCGUCUCCUCUUUCGAGUCGGUUGGCACCAACCGGAGCUUUCCUCUUGUCACCAACAAACCACCUUCUCUUUCCGGGGCGGGAACAAAGAAGGCGAACAGCACCGGCGUGCUAACGCCGCGGGACUCGCCCGAUCAGGAACUGAACAGCAUCGCCAGCAGGCUGAUGAGCGACAUGGGCAACGCAGUCAACGGCAGUGGCGAUGGGGGCGGCGGCGAUGGCAAGCAUCCGCUGGAGGCGCUGCUGAGAGAGGACAAGUACCUCGUCGAGCGGCUGGUGGCGAGCUUGGGGCGGUGUGUGCUGGGCCUGACCGAGAAUGGGCGGGCCAGCGCCGAGAGCCGGAUGUACAGGCGCAGGAUCGAUGCGGCGAGAAGGAUUCUGGAGGGCUUGGAGGCUGCGGAGGGGGAAUGAAAUUCAAGCUUGUUGAGCUUACUCCUUCCUCCCUGAAUCAGCUUUUCGUUUAUGGCGUCUUUGGCAUGGCGUCGACAGGAAAUGGCUUGGCUACGAAGAUACGUGGUGGUAGGGGAAAAAAAGGCAAGUAAUUGGUAAUGAUCAAAACCAGCUGGCGUCGUCAGGUGUCGCGGAAAGGGGAGAAAAGGGCGUUAUUUUCGCGGCGGUGUUGACAAAUGGGCAUGAGCCUCCG